Elaeis guineensis (African oil palm) is the source of this 1267-nucleotide messenger RNA. Its product is annotated as small ribosomal subunit protein RACK1z. NCBI's taxonomy places the organism in Eukaryota, Viridiplantae, Streptophyta, Magnoliopsida, Arecales, Arecaceae. The record is from RefSeq and is a predicted model, not a curated record. Gene Ontology annotation, molecular function: translation regulator activity; protein binding; ribosome binding.
GAAUCCCCUUCCCUUCGUCCUCCGAAACCCUAGCAGCCGCCGCGUGCGAAGGAGCGAACGACCACCUCCACCACCACCUCCCCCCGGCGGCGAUGGCGGACACCCUUAUUCUCCGCGGCACGAUGCGUGGCCACACCGACGUGGUGACAGCGAUCGCCACCCCGAUCGACAACUCCGACAUGAUCGUCUCCUCGUCCCGGGACAAGUCCGUCCUCGUGUGGAACCUCACCAAGGACGCCCCCCUCUCAUCCGAGGGUGCAGGCGCCUCCUCCUACGGCGUCCCCCGCCGCCGCCUCACUGGCCACUCCCACUUCGUGGAGGACGUGGUCCUCUCCUCCGACGGCCAGUUCGCCCUCUCCGGCUCCUGGGACAGCGAGCUCCGCCUCUGGGACCUCAACACCGGCGUCACGACCCGCCGCUUCGUCGGCCACACCAAGGACGUCCUCUCCGUCGCCUUCUCAGUCGACAACCGCCAGAUCGUCUCCGCCUCCCGCGACCGCACCAUCAAGCUCUGGAACACCCUCGGUGAGUGCAAGUACACCAUCCAGGACGCCGACGCUCACACCAACUGGGUUAGCUGCGUCCGCUUUAGCCCCAACGCCUACCAGCCUACCAUCGUCUCCGGCUCCUGGGACCGCACCGUCAAGGUCUGGAACCUCACCAACUGCAAGCUCCGCUGCACCCUCACCGGUCACGGCGGCUACGUCAACGCCGUUGCCGUCAGCCCCGACGGUUCCCUCUGCGCCAGCGGUGGGAAAGAUGGGAUCACCCUGCUCUGGGACCUCGCUGAGGGGAAGCGGCUUUACUCGCUUGACGCCGGGGCGAUCAUUUACGCGCUGUGCUUCAGUCCCAACAGGUACUGGCUUUGCGCUGCUACCCAGGACAGCGUCAAGAUCUGGGAUCUCGAGAGCAAGUCCAUUGUGCAGGAUCUCAAGCCCGAAACGCCCACCAGCAAGAACCAGAUGCUGUACUGUACAAGCCUGAGUUGGAGCGCUGAUGGAAGCACCCUGUUUACGGGUUACACAGAUGGUACCAUCAGAGUCUGGGAAGUUAGUCGCUAUUAGAGCUAAGGACCUAGCUACAAGUCUCUUUUCUGAACCAGUCUGUUAAUUUUUCCAAACGAACUUGUGGUAUCUAUUUCUCUUCUAGUUUUGAAUUUGCAAGGCACAUGUUUGGCGAUCAAAUAUUUUGCUAUUGGAUUUAAAAGUUAUUUCAUAGCUUUUCUACAAUAACCUUUGAAUGGAAGUAGAUUCUCAUCUUUGAUGUC